Molecule: messenger RNA, 1850 nt
Organism: Hypomesus transpacificus
Lineage: Eukaryota; Metazoa; Chordata; Actinopteri; Osmeriformes; Osmeridae
Gene: calb1
Product: calbindin 1
Exons: 11
Coding region: 135-917 (260 amino acids)
Biological process (GO): regulation of presynaptic cytosolic calcium ion concentration; regulation of long-term synaptic potentiation
Cellular component (GO): synapse; terminal bouton; dendrite
Molecular function (GO): calcium ion binding
Source: RefSeq, a predicted model, not a curated record
CCAAAAGAUUACCGAGAUAUUGCGCUCUUUAAAUACCGUGUACGGACUGAUCAAAGCGUCCUAUUCGUUGCAGAGCCUCGACAAGUCCUGCAUUGCUUACCGGUGCGCUCUCGUCCCCAACUCUAUUCGGAAACAUGGCAAACGCUUACCUGCAAGGAGUGGAGAUCUCCGCAUCACAGUUUUUGGAUAUCUUUCACCACUAUGACAACGAUGGUAAUGGAUAUAUUGAAGGUAAAGAGUUGCAGAGCUUUAUUAAAGAACUUCAGCAAGCUCGGAAACAGGCAGGACUUGAAUUAACUGACCAAAUGCGGGCUUUUGUAGAUGAAUAUGAGAAAAAUGCAGAUGGAAAGAUCGGAAUUGUUGAGCUAGUCCAAAUAUUGCCCACAGAGGAGAACUUCUUGUUAUUCUUUCGACAACAGUUGAAGUCCUGUACGGAGUUUAUGCAGGCUUGGAGGAACUUUGACGCUGAUCAUAGUGGGUACAUUGAGGCAGACGAGUUGAAGAACUUCUUGAAAGAUCUGCUUCAGAAGGCAAAGAGACCGUAUGAUGAAAAAAAGCUUGAGGAAUACACACAUGCCACACUCAAAAUCUUUGAUUCAAACAAUGAUGGGAAGCUAUGUUUGGCAGAAAUGGCCAGGCUGCUACCGGACGAGGAGAACUUUCUGCUCAAGUUUCAGGGGGUAAAGAUGGCAAGAAAAGAGUUCAACAAGAUCUUCGAGUUGUAUGACCAGGAUGAGAAUGGUUACAUGGAUGAGAACGAGCUUGAUGCUCUCCUGAAAGACCUGUGUGAGAAAAACAUGAAGGUGCUGGAGGUCAGCAAGAUCCCCUCGUACAAGACUGCCAUCAUGGCGCUAUCGGACGGAGGCCGGCUGUACAGGACGGAGCUGGCGCUCGUUCUCUGCGCCGACGACAUCUGAGAUCCAGCCCCACCCUUUCUCCCCUCCCCCUCAUCCCUGAAAACAACCAAUCCCCUUGGCUUUUCCCUUAAACCACACCCACAUCCACUUCUCCAAACCCCCCCCAACUCCCCCCCCCCAUCCCUCAUUCCUUCCACUCGUGAAGUGUGUAAAGAUAUUACAUAGCUUGGAAUUCCCAGGAUAUAGGAUGUGUUUUUCCUUUUCUUUCGUCUUUUGUUUUGGAGAAAUCUGUAAAUUUGCCAGCGACAGUGUGUAGGUAGGUAAGGUCAAUUAUUGGAGAAAUUGGGAGGCACAUACUUUUCCAACCUGUUGUUUCUAUACUGUUUGUAAAUGUACAGAUUUUGUAAACGAUGAGAUUGAUACCACAAUUGAAAGUCCCUGUACUUUGACCUGUCUAUACUCCAUCUCCUCCAGUGCUUAAGAUCGUUGCCUCUCAUGGGCUGACGGAGUGGGUGUGGCUCGUUAUAACCAAUCGCAACACAAUUUAAUCUCCUUCCCCAAGUGGUUGAAAUGUCAAGAAAAAGAACGACAACCCCCAGUUCACCUUUUAGCAUUAGUAACAACUCUAACAACACUUAUGAACUGGUAUCCGAAGCAAUAAUACCUUACGAAAAUGUUUCUGGAAUGUUGUGCAUGGAAACAAAAUAUAGGAAAAUGGCAGAUAUAUUGUGGAAAAACAUUGUGAGCCAAAUUUGAGCUAUAUAAUCUUUUUGCGGUGCAUGUUAGUUGCUGAAGACUGGCUACAUACGGAGCCACAACGAAGAUCCUAGCACAUAUAUCUGUAGCCUGACCCCCUGUAACCUUAGACCUGGCCCUGAGUAGGACAUGGUGGCCAGUCUCUGAUUCAUGGACUUUUUUUUCUGCACUGUAAACAACGCCAUGCCCCCCACACUGGGCACCAGGAACACUGUGUAUGAUGUAAUAAUAAAUAAG